Nematocida major is the source of this 1254-nucleotide messenger RNA. RefSeq lists its product as uncharacterized. The transcript has a single exon. The coding region runs from base 1 to 1254 and encodes 417 amino acids. NCBI's taxonomy places the organism in Eukaryota, Fungi, Microsporidia. The record is from RefSeq and is a predicted model, not a curated record.
AUGGAAGAGAAGAAAAUACGAGUAGUGUUGGAUACUUGCGUUAAGGAGUUUGUUAUUUCGGAGUGCAGCACGCUUGAGCAGGCAAAAGCUCAAAUCAUGAGAGCUUAUAAUGUGGAAGAUAUUCAGUUGUUUCACGAUGAAACCCUUCUUGCUGACUCUUCUAUGUACAGCAAGAUAUUAGCAGAGCUGGAAACUGUUAAUAUAAAGGCAAUUGUUGGCAUUGCAGAAAAACAGACAAACCAGCCGGAGGCAGAGCCCGAGCAAAACACGGGGGCAAGCGACACAGACGCCCAUGCAGAGUUUCGGACACUGCCCUGCAAGGAAGAAACCGCCAAAAGUGGCCCUGUUGAGGAGGCGCAUAGUUUGAAAGCAGACGCAGACGCCUCUUCUGUGGAGCUUCAGGCGUGCUUGGACGAAAAUAUUCUAAGCGCGACAAAAGAAGAGCCGAGCGCGCCAACCACAGGUCUGGAAGAUGAAACCCAAAAAACGCCUUCUGAUGGGCCAAUUGUAAGCAUCAUUGAAGAGCUUGUUGGGGAAUUUAAGGCACCAGAGCAGAGCUCCCUAGCAGAACAAGAGUCUCUCAAAGAAAAAAGUCCAGACAUGUUAGAGAAAGAGAACGAUAGAAGUACGCUGAAGUUAGGCAAGACUGAAAGUGUUGGAGAAGAAAAGGAAAUAUUAGAGGAAAGGUCAAAGUUUGCGCCCGCCCAGAAGCUUGAGGAAAACUUGGAACCCCCGCAGAAAGCUGCUGCAGAGAACAUACUUGGUGCAAAUGCGCAAGAAGAGCUUGCUCAGGAGCGCCUGUCUGAGAAGAUCGUUGCAAAUGAAGCCGAUGCCGAGAAAAAACCAGACGAUUCAGAUCCAGAAGAAAGCGGCCGCGUGCGCGUGAAGAUUCUGUCCACAAACCAAAUAUGUUCUGUAAGUAAAAAGAACCUGUUAAAGCUGAACGGAAAAACAUACUAUAUACGGAAAAAAAAGCCAUCCGCCAUAAGCAGGAUUUUAAAGGCGGCACUCUCCAGGGUUUCCUCGAUUUUUGCCUAUGCGAUUGUCUACAUAUUCUUUUCGGUGUACAUGAGUCGGAUAUUUAUGGCAUUUCUUGUCUGCGUUGCAGUUUUGUAUGCUGUGGAGAAAAUAAACCUGCACGUGAGGUUCCGGAAAAACCAGAGGAUAAAGAACGCGCUAAAGCAAAUAGCCUGCUUUGUUUGCUCGCUCUGGCUGAACCCUGGAUAUAAUAUGCGAAUGCAUGAAAUAGAAUGA